Molecule: messenger RNA, 243 nt
Organism: Arabis nemorensis
Lineage: Eukaryota; Viridiplantae; Streptophyta; Magnoliopsida; Brassicales; Brassicaceae
Source: the annotation of a GenBank genome assembly
AUGCAGAUGAAAGAAUCAGAGGUUGAAGAAAGGAACGAAUGGCUUCAGUUAUACGCGGAACCCGCAUUGUUCUCAAAGUGGCAAUCUAACUUGGAAGCAUUUUUGUAUGCAAAGCCAUUUGAAAUGAGGAAGAUAGUUGUAAGAACCAAAGAAGAAGUGGAGUUGAAGGAGAAGGUGAAGGCGGAGAAUGCAUUCUUCUACAUUAGCUUUAGUGUUGCGGUCAAGACUGCAAAGGUAUCAUAA